CUUGGAACAACCAGGGAGACGAAAACACUACAAAGAGAGGUCGGGGGUUCAUGAGGGCCUGGCUCACAGAAUUGUAAGUGUGGCAUGCUGGCAAAACUGAACAACUGAUCAUCAGAUACAGGUCAUGGUAUAAGCAUGGCUUCUCAGAACGCUCAGAGUUUCCUCCAGCCACUCUCCUCCUGGAUGUCCCGGAUGUAUGAAGCUGUCCAACAAGCAGGAGACUCCUUAUCUUCUUCAUUGGUCAACUUGAGCAGAGUGGACCACAAAUCGGAGGAAGAUGGAAACCAGGACUUAGAAGACAGUGACGGCAGUUAUAAGGACUACUCUGAAGAUUCGGAAGAUGAAGGAAGCUUUAGCCAGAACAUGAAAGGUGCUGAGCAUGUGCAUUCUGAAGACAGUCACUUUCCAUCAACAAGUCAUGAUCUUGAUUCCGAGGCACCUGCCCGUGGCUCUAACAUGGAUCUGCAAUUGCAGAAAAGAGUGAGAAGCGGCACCAGCUCCUCAGAGCAACGUCCAGACGACACCAGCUCUCUGUCAUCCCAGGGAUUUUACCAAGAAUAUGACGACCACCAGCUGGUAGGUAGGCUUCCUGCCAUACCCGAGGAGGAAGGCUACCUCAACAGGCAGAUAAGGGAUCUUCAGCGUGACCUUGAUGUGGCUGGCUCAUUAGAAAAUAUUAAUGGAAAGGCAUGUGUGGAAGUGAACAGUUAUGGGGAGGAUGAAGAGCUAACCACAUCUUCAGAUAGCGACGACGAGGUGAUUAAACAGUUUGCGAUCUCUGUGUCGCGCUCGCAGAGUUUUCGGUCGGGGGUGUCUGAAAAGGCAACACAAGCAGGUUCAGAACGUAAACCUAAAUUCAACCGCUUGCUGUCCAACCAUGAGGAGUACAGUACCGAGGCAUCUGAAUGCGAAGAACUGGAUGGGCUAAGCCAACUGAGUUUCCAAGACAACCUAUCCUAUAAUGAAGAUGACUACAUAUCUGUUGAUUCAAGAACUACCUCUGAGAGUAGGGGUACCAUGCAAGCCAAAAGCCCUGGAAUGGAGGCUAGCAUUGCCCAUAGCCUUAGCCAACAAGCCACAGAAGGGAGCUUGCAAAUGGAGACAGCAUUCAGCAACCAGGGAUUUGAAGGAAAUGACGCAACUGACAGCUCAUCCGCUUGGAGCCCUGAGGAAUACGAUGGAGGGAAUAGUCUUCCAGCUCAUCACAGUGCCCAUGAACCCAUUUCUAAAUGCGGUGACCUAGACGUCAUCCUCGAUUAUAAGGCCUCGAGCCAAAAGCUGCUGGUAACUAUCCUGGAAGCUAAGGAUAUCCCAGACAAAGACCGCAGUGGUGUGAACACCUGGCAAGUUCACACAGUCCUGAUGCCCAGCAAGAAACAGAGGGGAAAGUCGAGCAUUCAGAAAGGACCCAUCCCGGUGUUCAAAGACAGAAUGACCUUUAAUAAGCUGGAGCCAGAGAAGCUGAGUAGCUACGCACUCAGGUUCCGUCUCUAUGCGGUGCGCAAAAUGAUCCGGGAACAGAUGAUGGGCGAGCAACUGUUUUAUCUGAGGAGCCUAAACCAGGAGGGGGAAGUGAAGGUGACACUGGUUUUGGAGCCCAGGAGUGAUAUGAGCAGCGGAGACUCUCAGAUCAAUCUGUCGGCAAUCUCGCACAGCGAUAGCGCUUCUUCAACACAGUCCCUGUCGCACGGAGGCGUACCGGAGCUGCUGGUGGGACUGUCGUACAAUGCUACUACCGGACGGUUGUCGGUAGAGAUGAUCAAAGGCAGCCAUUUCCGCAACCUUGCUAUUAACAGGCCGCCCGACACCUACGGAAAACUCUGCCUCCUCAACUCCAUGGGCCAGGAGAUGUCUCGUUGCAAGACAUCCAUCCGUCGAGGCCAACCAAACCCCAUCUACAAGGAGACGUUCGUCUUCCAAGUUGCCCUGUUCCAGCUUUCUGACGUCACGCUGAUGAUCUCCAUAUACAACCGGCGCAGCAUGAAGCGCAAGGAGAUGAUUGGCUGGAUUUCUAUGGGUCAGAACAGCAGCGGAGAAGAAGAGCAAAACCACUGGCUAGAAAUGAAAGAAACAAAAGGGCAGCAGGUCUGCAGGUGGCAUACCUUACUGGAAUCCUAAUGGUCCCUGAGCUCCUGGGACUGCCCACUGGACCCUCCCAUAAUCACCCCGCUGAAAGCAGCCAUCCCAUAGCAAACAUUAUGAACCAGCCGGGUCUAUUUUACCUGAAUUUUUAAAACUCAGCGCACUCAGUGAAUGUAGGUGCUGGGGCCCGGUGAGCAAAUUUACCUGUUGCCUUUGGGGGGUUUCAUACAUUUUCUCACCCAAACGAUAACCAGAAGGGAAGUGGUUAUGAAAAACACAAAGAUACUUUUACCCUCUUGCCGUCAAUGCCUCAUUGAUCUAAAUUGCUUUUGAUGCUAUUUUCUUUUGGUGUCAUGUCUUUCUCCCACCUCCAUUCCUGUUAUUGAUGUAUGCAAAUGUUCUUGAUACACAGAUGACGUCAUUAGUCUAGCACUGCAUGCCACUCGCUCUUCCUUUUACUACAGUGUUUCUAAAUCCUAAAGAUAAACAUGUGAUACUACUUAAGACUGAUUAAUAUAUUUUCAGGUAGCAUGGGAAAGCACUAAAGAUUUCUCUGUAAACUGAUAAGUGCCUAGAGAUUGCCAUUACUUUCUUGUAUUAGCGAUGAUCUUAUUUACUAGUAUUUGAAGUAAGCAUGUUUCCUUUCUUGUGCAACCUAUAUCCCCAGAUGUUUGUAUGAGGUGAUGGGUGUCAAUAUAAUGCAUGUUUAGAUGCUUCCCUGUUUUCUUAGCUCAUGGCUUCUAUUGUUGUGAAAACAAAACAGCAACAAAAGAGAGAGAGACCAAAACAAGCUGCACAUCUGCCUUUGUGCCUAAACCACGAUUCUUCUAGAUCAUUGUUCACUCUUCUUAGUUGUUUCUUAAUGUGAGGUUCGCUCGGAAGAGUGGUUCUGUGCAUAGUGGGGGUUCGUGUUUAUUAUCUUUCAAUGAUUGUGUCAAAUUGGCUCCAAGUAAAAAGUGCUUUUUCAAGCGUCCUGUAAAAUAUUCCAGGGAUCUGAAAGUCAAGGUGAAUUCUUUCCUUCUCUGACAUCACGAGGAGGGAUCUGCAGGCCCCAUGGUGCUAUCACUUCCCCUUGUGCGAACCCACCUCAAGCAGUGAUGUCGAUGCACAAGAAGGAAUAGAAUCCCACUUGCUCUCUUAGAGGUGUUGGCCCUGGAGGGCUAACAGAAGUGAAAAGUAUGAGAGUUCACGCCUGUAUCUGCAUAGCCACAAAGGGCAGAUGUGCUGACUAAGGGGAGGUGAUUUUUAAGUAGUCGCGCUUCAGAGUGUAGUGACACUUUCAGUUUUAAUAGUCAUCUUUUUCCUGCCUCCAAAGUGGGUUAAACCCAGUGCAGGCAGUAGAUAGGGGAAGAAGGCUAAUUUUGUUUCUUGAUUAUUGAUAGAUCCAGUACUAGCUGCUGCCGAGUAUUAGGAGCCGUGACCCUAGUGCACAGAGCCAUACAAUGGUCUUACCGGAUGAAGAUAGGUGCCAGAUCCCUAAAUAAUUUCAAAUAACACCUAUUGCCAAGUCUCUAACUUAAGCCCUUCAGCUGGCGUCUCUCCAUUCCUACUGACCAUAGUGAAGCACAAAAAUACUCGGCUGCAAAAGGCUUUCAAAUUUGAUUCACAGUUUCUCUGUUUCCCCCACUUAGAGAGAAUUAGGGCCAAAUUCUGCUCUGUGGCACCACUACGAGUCUCACUGACUUCAUGGGGGCUAUGCAGGACCUAACAUAAGCCCUGAGCCUUGGGCUGCAUCUGAGCUACGGUCAUUGCAUCUCUUGCAUCUAUUAGCUCUUUUGCACCUGGAGAUUCUCCCUUGGAGGAGGAAUCUCCUCCACUCCCUAGUUAAUCUGGCAUUACAGCUGCUGUGCACCACUGGAGCAGCACAAAGCAGCCAGAGCUGAAUCUGGCCCAUGUAAUCUAGCAAACAAAUUCCUUUUUGGCUGCAAUGCUAAUGCUACUGAAUCACUGACUGAAAGGAAAAAGGAGUUCAGUUGAGCAGUUAAUUGGUAAAUCCUGCAGUCUGGGGUUUAUUACAUGUUUCUAAUGUACUUCCCUUCAGGAUAAAAGCACAGUAAGUUGCCCUACUUAAUGGCAGUCGUCACGGUGUUUAGUCAUGUUUUGUAAAUUUUGCAUCAUUUUUCUCUGACCUGCACAAAAUGUACAUACUAGUGUUUUUUUAAAGAACUGUUCUAUGUGCAAUGUGUGUAUAAUACUGAAUUUACAGCAUUUUGCUUAUUAACCUACUGCACAUGCAAAAUGCGAUAUGUGAUUAUAUCAUUCUACAGGGGAAUUACAUAUUGAUACAAAGUUUCAGCCACUAGUGGAGAUACACAUGAUUCUAUAUCUGUGGUGUUUUUAAACUCCAUCCUCACUCAGCCUUGGAAAAGAUGAUUUUUCAGAGGAAUGAAGAUAACUGGUUUGGGACUUCCGCAACAUUUCACACCAAGAUCCAUUUUGAAGUUACGUUAUAAAGGGAUAUUGAUUUUAAAAUCUAUCUACACUAUAGAAAAUAGUUGGCCACAGUACAGCAAAAUAUGUAAUUUAAUCAAAACUAUUAAUUUUUCAUACUUGUCUAAGAUAUUUGGGAUUAGGCAUAGGUUUUUUGUAACAACUGUUAGGGCAAUGAUUUUUUCGUGGUACCUUCCAAGGAAAAUUACUCAAUGGGUAAAUGGGUGCUCAGAAUUAUUUAAACCCUGUUAAUCAAUGGAAUGGUUCAGUCCAGAGCAUCACAUGUUUGUGGUUCAUCUAGUUCCUGCUGAAAUGUGGAGAAAGUUAGUAGCAUUGGAGCAGACUUCCCUUUCAGUGCUUCCUCUGACAGGUUUAUGUUCUUUUUUGUUGCACUACUAUUAAUGACUUGCUUCUCUAAUUUUUCUGUUGAGAUUAAGUUGAUUAUUCAGCAGUAGCAUGUUCCCACCUGAGCCAAUGUCCCCUAUCCUACAUGGCUCUUUGCCAAGAUGUCUUGGAUUCGGUUAUUACUUGUAUUGGUGAAGUUGGACUUGUGCUCACAUUCUGUAUUGUGCAAAGCUGACUGCAGUUUGUCAUUUCUCUAACCUCUUUCCCCCCACAAAAGUGGCCGAGGAGGUUGGUAGAUGAGUCUUUGGCAAUGCUUCCAUUUCUUGACACCACCUUUUGAUGCAUUUUAUUCAGAUUUCUGCUCAGCACUUAGCUCAGAAAUGGCAAUGAGCUGUAGGCCUGUGUUUCUGUGCUCUCCAUCCCUGGGGGUAUAGAGGAUCCUGUGAUGCAGAGAGAGGAAGAGAGACGACCAAUCCCUGAUCCCCCAAGACCCCAGGGUAGGGCUUGGCUGGGGCUGCAGAACACUCACUGAAGUGCAGCAAAUGGUGGACCAAGGUUGAGUUGCUGUAGUGUCAAUUCACAGUGACUUCCCCUUAUGCUCAUGUUUUUGGAUAAUCUAUCCCCCAUUUAGCCUGUUGACCAGACUCUUUGUAUCCUACUUGGAUUUUUCUUUCCUUUUUAAAAAUUCAUCAUAUUCUUAAAAGGGGAGGAACUAAUUGCACCCCUCGAGCCAAGUAUGCUGUGGAUAGGUUCUCUGAAAACAUCACUUGAUCUCUACCAGUCCACCUCUCCCAGUUGUAACCUCUUCCUUUCUGGGGUCUCUCCUCAGCAGAAACGGCCAGUCAUGGUAGAAUCUCUGCUUUUUUUUAAUGUGCACCAAUGACAAAUAGGGUGAGCCACCACAUAUAUUUUCUCUUAUAGUAAUGCUGAAUUUUAAUUGAGAUCCCCAGAGAUGAGUCUGAGGGCUUGUCUUCAUAUGAAAGCUAAUCUGGAAUAAGGUAGUGUGUGAAUAUAAAGAGAAUUAACUACUCUGAUAAACUCCAUGUGUGGAUACUCUUAUUCUAGAAUAACAGUGCCUUAUUCUGAACUAUAGCGUAAUCCAGUGGGUUAAAAUAAUACAGAAUAAAGCACUCUUAUUCUAGAAUAAACUCCAUGUGCAGACGUUCUUAUCCAGAAUAACUCUACUUAUAGACAGGUUUCAGAGUGGUAGCCGUGUUGGUCUGUAUCAGCAAAAACAAGGAGAAGUCCUAAUAAAUUUGUUAGUCUCUAAAGUGCCACAAGGACUCCUUGUUGUUUCUACUUAUAGAGAAGCCCUAAUCUGUUAAUGAACUGGACCCCAGAGCUGCCUGUUUGCCAAGGUUUUAUCUGGACUGUCUCACACUCUCUUAGAUUGUUAUAGAUUUUUUCCAUCAAUGUCUUAAUUACUUUCGGCAGUUAGAGAAAUAACUUGGCCUAUGUUACCCCGGGAUUCUGCGGUGCUACAGCUUCGUUACUGUAAUGCUCUGAGUUUCCUGUGUUUUCCUUGGGGGCUAAUGUUUCAAUGGUUACAGUCUCUUGGAUCUGCAGACAAUAUGCGGGUGUAUUUUUAGCUCCUGCGGAUCCUACGAAGCAGCUUGAUGCUUUUACAUAAUUGACUGAUAUUCAGUCAUGAAUGUCUUCAGAUGUUCUUGAACUCAAAGAACUAAACACUGCCAGCUGCUAUUGAUUUUUUUUCUUCAGCGCAGAGUCUCAGGUGACAUCUUGCGGAGGGAGAGGGUUUCCUUUGGUGGCAGGUCUCUAUUCUUCAGAUACAGCUGGUGAUGACCUUGGAGCCGGCAUAUGCGCUGAAGCUUACUUUGUUGUUGCUGUUGUUUUUUUUUGUCAGUCCCACAGUUGUUAUCAACUUUAAUACGAUAACUGGUGAGCAAAAAGAUGAAGUGAAGCAAUCUGUUACCCUUCAACAUGAGUAGCUAACAUAUAGCUGGAGAGAGGGACAUGGCCUUCCACAUUUGGUUACCCUGACACUAUAGUUUCGUUGGCUCCUAGGAAAGCAGUGGGUUAAUCUGAAGAUUAUGGUAGUAAUUUACAAGCUUCUGUCUGACCCAGGCUUGGUCUGCACACAGAUUUUUGUAUUGGUAUCACUAUGUUGGGAGGAGAGGUGGCUUUUUUCUUUUUCUUUUCUUUCUUUUUUUUUUUUUUUUAAAAUAAAAUAAUUACAGCAUACACGUAUACUGGUGUGAAGGGCCCUUAUAGCAGUACAUCUUAUUCCCUUUUAUAAAGCACAUUUAUACCAAUAUAAUUGUGUCUACCCUAGGGGGAGUUGUCCCACCUCCAAUAUAGUGGUAUAGCUAAAGCAGUAUAACUUUCUAAUGUGGACAAGGCCUUUGUAAUUUUUACAAGUUAUUGUUUAACUUUAUGAUUCCUUAAGCCUGUGUUCCAGGUGCAUAUGGUCAGAUCCUCAGCCGCCUGGCUUAAAUCAGCCUCGAUCAGCAUAACUCGACUGGCUUCAAUGCCGCUAUGUCAAUUGCUGAGGAUCUGGCCCAUAGACUUCCUUAGUUAAUGCAUGAUACCGUACAAUGACACUGUAUACGUCUCAGCGAUAGAAAUAAUUUAAUAAUAAUGGUUUCUGUUAUAUACACCAGACCAGUGGGGGAGGGAGUCCUUCCUGAGCUAACCUGAGAGGGACUCCGUUACACAUUGCCCUCCACUUGGGUCAGAAGUUACAUGCCACAAUUCAUCCCUCCCUUCCUAGUGCAAACUCAUGCAUUGAAAAGAGAGCACAGCCGGAGAGCUCUAGAAUGCCAGGGCUGGCAGCCUCCAGAUCCCCCUAAAUAUGGGCUCUGUGCUAAAACUACCAUCUAGCCCAUAGUGAAGAGUAAUGCUUGUUACUGUCAAAUUUGGCCCCAAAGUCAAGUUUUACUAACAAGCUUUUUUUUGUAGGGGCUUGAGGAAUGGGCCCCAGCUUUGCACAUCCUGAAUGAUAACGCUCCCUCCCUAGCCACGUUUUUACAUACACACCAUGGAAAGCCCAAUUUUCAGAAUUGGCGGCCUAAGUGAGGGCACCCACUUCCAUAACGGAGUGCUCCAAUUGGCAUGUAAGCAGCUAAAAGGAGUAUUAAGUGCCUCAUUACCAAUUUAGCAUCCACUGGGGAUGAACACCCUAACUUGCAUAGUCAUUUAGGAAAAGUGGGCCCCACCCUGGUUGCCUUUAUAGCUAGCCAGCGAGGAGCGACAGAGAGAAGUGUUUGCACAAAUUCACUGUGACACAAUACACUGCUGGGUAGGCGGCAGGAUCUUACAAUGGGAAGAAUUAUAUGAUCGCCAUACUGGAUCCAGUGAGUAAUCAAGUGUCUGAGCUGUGAACAAGAAGAAACAGUUUUAAGAUUGGAGUCGGAGCACCAGCAGAGAGCUGGAUGCCACAAUGAACCAACAAAGGCUUGUUAAUGUCUAUCUUCAGGAAGUUUGGAGACACCAAGGCUUGGGUAUCAUUUCAUAAAUGCAUACUUUUGAGAGCACUGCAUAGGAGCCUGCAGGAGAUAAGGAGUGAAUAUGGAGAUACCAGCUAACCUGUGGUACUGAAGCAUACUGCCUGGCCAAAUUACUGCCAUUUGUAGUCCGCAAAUACCAAACAAAAUGGAUACCCAACCAGAAUCCCUUGAAACAUCACACCCAACGUGGGCCAUGCUUAAAAUAAUGUACCCAUGUCAACCUAUUUUCAGUAAUGAGAAGAUAAACAAUUCCAGGGGCCUAAAUGUUCUAGCCCUAGGUUUUGCCUGGUCCUAUUCAAAGACAGAAAAGCUGCCUUCCUAUCUUGUUCUGUAGCUGUUGAGUCAGAGGUCUGCAAGUGGGGUAUGCUGGGGGCUUUGGGAUCAUGUGCAGUCAUAUAGGUGGCGCAUGCCCAGUGAUAUCAGUUUAUGCAAUCAGUCUUAAGCCAAAGCAGAUCUGGUGAUGGAUGACAAAUUCAGGCACAACUCCAUUGUCAUCACUGGAGUUUUACCUUCUAGCACCAAGGAUGAACUUAUCCCUAGGAACUCUCAGCCAUCAGUAGGUUUUCAACCAUCCUAUUAGUAAUAUCUGUAGUAGCCAAUAGUCUUGAGUAAUAUAUUGGACUGUACUGCCCUUGGGUUCUCCUGAUAAUUAGACACGUGUGUUCUCCAGACCUCACUGUUGAGUUGCUCCCUAUUUUGACUUAAUGGUUUAAUUGUUGAAAGGUACAUGGCCAUAACCAAAGGACAACAAUAGAUGGAAGGAAACUCUCAUGUCCUCAGAAGAGCUUAUGAAGUACAUUGCACACAGGUUAGAGUGAAUAUGGUAUACUCAUUUUCACCAAUACAAACACAUUCAUCUUGCAGAUUCAUCUUCCAUCUGAUUCCACAUAAAGCUGAAUUCCUCUGUGCCUCCCAGCUAACUCCAGUAAGAAUGAGCCUUGAACUCAAACAAAGAUACCUCUGUUGAACAAAUGUUUUUUCCCCCAUCAGUUCUGAGACUUCUCAUAUUAUAAAAUUCCGCCACUCAUAAUUAGUAGGGGCAAAAAAAUCUCAUGCAUACAGGUCCAGCUCCAAUCUCAUGUUUCACCAGCCCUACCCAUAAGUUGGUCCAGGCCUAUUGCUAUGUCCGGACAUCUGCACCUCACCCAUCUCCACUUGCUCAUAACUGCAGAAAUCUGCUCCACGUCAGGAUGAUCAAUAUUUUCAUGUUCAAUGUGCAAUAUUUUACGUGCAUGGUGCUCAGGAUAAAACCUGUUCUCCAAUCUUUUGCUGUCAUGUGGCCUCUCAAGCACAAGCUUUCCAAACAGACAUGCACCACAUACUUCCCAUGACCCUGUGCAGUCAGAGGGCUUUAGAUUUACUGGGCCAAAGUCUCUACUGGUGUAACUGCAUUGAUGCCAACAGAGAAUUUAGCUUGCUCUCCAUUAUUAAAAGUAAAAGAAGUAAUUAUUUGAUUUAGCAUUUAAAAUAUUUUAUUGAAUUUAUAUCUCAUGUAAACUUUUUACAGUAGAGUGUCCAAGGGCAUUUGCAUGAAGCACACUGAAAUAUAUAUAUCUGACUUAUUGAUUUGAAUAUACUGUACAUAAGCUAUCUCUAGUGUGUACUGAACUCUUUCUAUAUUGGAUCAGUAUAAUGUUUCUGGCAAGUAAAGGUUUUAUUGUCUCACUGUUGCAUUUACAGCUGGACACUGGAGAUGCACUGGCUUUACAUAUAUUCCAAUCUUUCUCCUGUACAUUAUUUAGCUCAUUCUAUGUUCUUUAGAAACACAUACUACAAUGCUCCAUCUCCACCUGGCUUGUGGGUGGACAUAAAUAGAUAGUGCUGGGUAUUUUCAUAGAACAGCGUUUUAGGCCUAAUUGAUGGUGUUUAGCGGUCUCUAGAAGAGAAAUCUGGAUGGUUUUAACCCAUUCUCCCCCCCCCCCCGCUAUUGUAUAAGUAACACACAUCACAAGCAGAUAGCAACGUGAGCAGCAUUCUAAAUAAUUUGCAGACCAACAUUUGAGUGAGUAUGCACUAAAAGUAACAGAGAUUGGUACGUCUUACAGCACUUGAGAUGCAUAAGCACAUGCUGUAUCUAUGAACUGGUUACUUAAGACAGUGGUGACAGAAGCAGAUUAAUAACAUGUCAGAUUUCUAACUUCUCUGUGAAUAAAGCAAGUCUUCUAGAGCAUGAAUUCUUGGGUGAUCACCACCACCACCAAAGGUGGUACAGUAACAGGAGGAAAAUCAUUAUUGUGUGUGAGAGAAGUAUCAAACUCAGACUCCUUUUUCACUUUUGUAACAUUCGAAGAUUAAACCUGAAAUUGUACCAUCUGCCUAGUUAAUAAAUAACUAGUAUUGACUGGAAUGUCAGGACCAUAAUUUUACCUGUUUGACGUGUGCUUUGAAAGAGAGAUCUACAGUGCAAAUCUGUGGUGAAAAAUGUGACUAAAGAAUGAGUGAAACGGGUUUACACUUUGCUUUUCACCUAUUUGAAGAUAAAACUUUUUUUAAUCAACUUAUGUACUAGCAUGCAUGAUCAUGUAGUAUGUUGCCUCUUGCUAAUUAUAUGCUACAUUAGGAAUAUUAAUGUCUAGAUGAGCUCUCACUGGAAAAAACAUUAAGCCCAGCUUCUGCAAAAUGUCUAACUGAAACUAUACGUGCCCAUAUAACCAUUCAAAGCUCAGAAAUAAUCUUAUUUUGUUAUGCUGAACAUGGUUGCUAUUGGAUUUUAUCAAUAAAGUCUAAGCAGAUGGCUCAUACAGACAUGCAAAAA
Molecule: messenger RNA, 11079 nt
Organism: Malaclemys terrapin pileata
Lineage: Eukaryota; Metazoa; Chordata; Testudines; Emydidae
Gene: SYT16
Product: synaptotagmin 16
Exons: 7
Coding region: 136-2118 (660 amino acids)
Source: RefSeq, a predicted model, not a curated record